GUUACAUAACUUCUCCAAACUGCUUUUGGUUGUGUAGUUUACGCAAAUUAAUGUUGAUGUUGUAUCAUUCUUUUUUUAUUAGGGCAAAAGUUAAUGUUAAAAUGAGUCGUUUUGGUAUAAGUUAAAAAAAUUAACCGGUGUUUUAUGUCGCUAUCCGUGGUGCUGAAGCUUAACAGGGGACUUCACCUGAGGAAAGUGACGACACUUUCCUCAGGUUCGGUAACCAUAGAAACGGCGUGUGACCUCGCGACUGGAUUGGAUCAGGUCUGUCUUAAAUGGACCAUUUAAACCCUGUUUCUACCCACUCCACCCUUUGAUUAUGUCUUACAAAAUAUCUUUUGGUGCAUCACCUAAAUCCAAUAAAGAGAAAAUGUCACUAUUUUAUGCUCAUUGACCUGUUUAUAACUAAUUGCAUAAAUGCCUUGGGGCCAACUUUGUGGUCACUAAUACACAAGAUAUAUUUAUUUUACUUAAGACUCAGACAGGUGAGGGAGAUGCAAUAUGGGAAGGAAUGGGCCAAGGUGUAACUCCAGAAAGUCAAAACAUCAGUCAUGUCACAGAACCACCUGCAGUCACUCCUCCACUUGGAGCUGAGCUCAUGCUGGAGUGUCUGUGAAGGAAGACCCCUCCAACCUUCAUGGCUCACUCAUCAGAUCUGCCCCGCAGGGAGAAGACCCCCGGGACCCAUGGCUUGCACACAGCUACACGCAACCUAUUACGAAAAAAAGAGCAGCGCCGACAUGGAAUUCGAUCCUCCUCUCCUAUGGGUCGAGUCAUUCUCAUCAACUCACCAGUGGAAGGGGGUGAUGAGAGUGAAGAUCUUCAUACAGUUACUGUGGAUAAGAGUGUGGAUGGCAAGCUGGGGUUCAGUGUUCGUGGAGGCUCAGAACAUGGCCUCAGCAUCUUUGUCAGUAAGGUGGAGGACAACAGUACAGCCCAGGAAGCUGGCCUGCAGGUCGGGGAUAAAUUGGUGGAGGUGAAUUGCAUCAGUCUGGAGAGCAUCACCAUGAGCAGCGCCGUGAAGGUUCUGACUGGCAACAACAGGCUGAGGAUGGUGGUUCGGCGGGUUGGUAAAGUCCCAGGUAUCCGUUAUUCCAAGGAGAAGACGACCUGGGUGGACCUUGUACGUCGGCGUAUGGUGGUGGAGGAGAGUGGACAAACUCCUUCGGAGGUCAGCUCAGGCACCACCCCCCGAAGGAUUGUCCACCUUUACACAACCUCUGAUGACUACUGUCUGGGCUUUAACAUUCGAGGAGGAAAAGAGUUUGGCCUAGGCAUCUAUGUCUCCAAGUUGGAUUCGGGGGGCUUGGCUGAACAAAAUGGUAUAAAGAUCGGUGACCAGAUUCUUGCUGCUAAUGGCAUAAGCUUUGAGGACAUCAGCCAUAGCAGCGCGGUGGAAGUGCUGAAAAGCCACACACAUAUCAUGCUGACCAUCAAGGAAGCAGGGCGAUACCCUGCCUACAAGGAGAUGAUAGCAGAGUACAGCUGGUUGAAUAAACUGGCUAAUGGUACAAAGAAACCUUCCUCCCAGGGUUCAGACUCAAACUCCUCCACCUCAUCGUUGUCAUCUGGGACUCCAGUCAGCUCCCUGAGCGGCCUUUCUCAGGUCAUGUUUCCACCCAGUCUGCCGUUUCCUUCAGACAUGGUGGAUGUCUGCAUCUCCACCGAGGACCAAAGAUCUGAAUCAGAGCGAACCGAAACCGCCAUCCAGACUGACUUUCCCUCUCAGAGGGCAGCAGCUGACACGACUCGCAGCCUUGGACCAAUCACUCUGCUCAAAGACACGGCGAUUCGAGGGCAGGUGAGCACUCCAAGGAAAGAGUCACCCAAAACAGCAGUUCUCCUGGCACUCAGCAGACCCAGCAGACCCAUCACCAGGUCUCAAAGCCAAGUCACAGUAGCAGAGAUUAAACAGAAGAAGGAGAAGAAGCAGAAAGGGAAAGAUCUGGGAAAGAGGAGUACCCUGCAGCGCUCAAAGACACUUGUCAACCUGCUGUUCAAAGGAGGACGGAGGAGAGACACCUCCAAGGGGCGCUCCAAGUCUCCAUCCACUGACAAGACCGGCAAAGAUGGGCAGAUGCCAAAUGCAGAGAUGCUUGGAGUGGUGGAGGACAUGGCCUGUAGGCUGCUGACUGAGGAGGAGAUGCCUGCUGUGAUGAAAGCAUGUCAAAGGUAUGUAUCAGAACGGUCUGUGGAGGACCUGGUACACCACCUGCUGGUCGUGCUGGACCGACCUGAAAAGCUGCUGCUGCUGAGAGAAAUCCGACUACUGCUUGCACCACUUGAUCUAAGUGUGUUCAACAGUAUAGUGACCUCAGUUGAAGUAGAAGCUUACAAUAUCCUCAAGCAUCGCUCAGUUCGCACUCCUCCUCUUCGCUCUCCAGCUUCUGGUCGAGCACCAAAACGUCGCCUCAUCACUCCCAUACCAGAUUACAGGGGAGGCUUUGAGCUCCACAGUGCUGAGGAGGUGGAGGAGGAGAGCCACCUGCUGGAAGAGCUAGAGAAGCUCAGCCUCGGUGGGCUGCCAGCAGCCAGAGAUAAGCCACAGGUUCCAAGAUCCUUCUCCCCUCUGCUGGAUAUACCAGUGGAUGAAUACAGCACAUCCAAAGAUCUUAGCCCCUCCUCUGCCAGCUUAGUUCCUCCUAACUGGUUGCUGACCCACCACCAUCCUCUCCGGACAGACUUUGGCACCAUCCGCUCAGUUCACUUUGACGAGGUUUCUUUGCACUCCCCUUCAGACAAGAUGGGAAAAAACUCAGAGAGAGGGCGGUCUGCUCUCAGGAAAACGCACUCUAAAGGCAAAAAGGAGAAAAGUGGAAACAUGAGUAAAAACGCCAUGUUUACGGUGCAGAGUGCCGCUGGCAGGACUCGGCCUUUGCUGUCACAGGUGUUCAGUGCAGGAUGCAGUGAGCAAGAAGGGAAUGAACAAACGAAGGCUUCCGCCGAGAUCAGACCCAAUGGUUCUCCCCACGAAGAGCAGCAGUAUCACCUAAAAACCGUCAGCAUCUCUAAGACCAAACAGUCUCUGGGCAUCAGCAUAUCUGGUGGGAUGGAGUCAAAGGUACAACCCGAGGUGAAGAUUGAGAAGAUUUUUCCUGGAGGAGCUGCCUCCAGCUGUGACGUGCUGAAGGCUGGAUUUGAGUUGGUCUCGGUCGACGGUGUUUCCCUGCGAGGAGUGACUCACCAGCACGCUGUCGAUGCUAUCCGGAAAGCCUUCAGCAAUAAGGCCAAAGACCCCAUGGUGUUUGUAGUCAAGGUUCCUAAAAAAACUUGAAAAGCAGACAAGAACUCUCUUUUAUGAAUUCAAAAAAACACCCAGUAAUCAGCCUGCAGGGAUUUAGCAUAAAAUACUGUUGCUAUUGUUAUUAAGUUGAAGAUACAAUUCAAAAUAAAAGAAGACAACUUGAUGGCCUGGAAAAAAUAAGAGUUUAUGCUCCUGGAAAGGGACACACAUAAUUUAAAUAAGGACUGUUUUAACUAAAAAUUCAACAAAUUUAACAGACCUUUACAUGAUGUUGAUGUUGAAAAUGUGUAAAAGCAACAGGGAUAAAUGUUUCUAAAUUGUUAUUUUCCACCCCAGCAGCCUGUGUGCAUGGCAACACCACUUUAAUGUAUGCAAUCCAUGGCAACAUAAGAUCAAGAUAUUGUCUUAAUAAUGUACAGGAUAAAAAGGUGAAUUGUAUAACAAAGUGUCCUUUGUUGUAAGAACUUAAAAAAAAUGUACUUUUUAAACAACAGUGUCCAGAAAUAAACAUCUUUGCCAUACA
Molecule: messenger RNA, 3767 nt
Organism: Oryzias latipes (Japanese medaka)
Lineage: Eukaryota; Metazoa; Chordata; Actinopteri; Beloniformes; Adrianichthyidae
Product: PDZ domain-containing protein 7
Biological process (GO): sensory perception of sound; auditory receptor cell stereocilium organization
Cellular component (GO): stereocilium tip; cilium; plasma membrane
Molecular function (GO): protein binding
Source: RefSeq, a predicted model, not a curated record